Aegilops tauschii subsp. strangulata is the source of this 1582-nucleotide messenger RNA. Its product is annotated as DNA repair protein recA homolog 1, chloroplastic. Gene Ontology annotation, molecular function: ATP-dependent DNA damage sensor activity; ATP binding; ATP hydrolysis activity. The record is from RefSeq and is a predicted model, not a curated record. Gene Ontology annotation, biological process: DNA repair. NCBI's taxonomy places the organism in Eukaryota, Viridiplantae, Streptophyta, Magnoliopsida, Poales, Poaceae.
CUUGAAGGACUUCUCCCCCUUCACUCCACCCCUACAAAUCGAGCACGCGGCCCCGUGGACCUCAGCCGCCACGCAGCCAAUGGCCACAGCCGCCGCCGCCGCACGUUUCACCCCGGCCAUCCUGCCCCGUCCCCGCAGGAGGGUCCCCGCGCCGUGCGCCUCAGCGAGCAGCGCCUCCGGACGCGGCAACCGCCGGCUGCGCUGUGAGUUCGUUGCCAGCGUCGGGAACGGCGCGCUCUCCGGCGAGGACGACCCUCGACUGAUAGACCGCCAAAAAGCUCUUGAUGCAGCAAUGACUGACAUAAACAAUUCUUUUGGAAAAGGAAGCGUUACAAGAUUAGGCAGUGCUGGUGGUGCUUUUGUUGAGACUUUUCCGAGUGGUUGCUUAACACUAGAUUUUGCUUUGGGCGGUGGCCUUCCAAAAGGAAGAGUAGUAGAGGUGUAUGGUCCUGAAAGCAGUGGAAAGACCACUCUAGCUCUGCAUGCCAUUGCUGAGAUACAGAAGCUAGGAGGAAAUGCCAUGCUUGUUGAUGCAGAGCAUGCUUUUGAUCCAGCUUAUUCAAAAGCGCUUGGGGUAGAUAUUGAAAAUCUGAUUGUCUGCCAGCCUGACAAUGGAGAGAUGGCACUAGAAAUUGCGGACCGCAUGUGCAGAUCUGGAGCAAUAGAUCUCAUCUGUAUUGAUUCAGUAUCAGCUCUCACUCCACGUGCGGAAAUUGAAGGUGAGAUAGGGAUGCAGCAGAUGGGUUUACAAGCUCGUCUGAUGAGUCAAGCAUUGAGAAAGAUGUCAGGCAAUGCCUCAAAGGCUGGUUGUACUCUAAUGUUCUUGAAUCAAAUAAGAUACAAGAUUGGAGUAUUCUAUGGGAACCCUGAAGUCACUAGUGGAGGGAUAGCUUUGAAGUUCUUCGCGUCAGUUCGCCUAGAGAUACGACACAUUGGGAAGAUAAAAUCUGCCAAGGGAGAUGAAGAUAUUGGUGUCAAGGUCCGUGUCAGAGUGCAGAAGAGUAAAGUCUCCAGGCCCUACAAGCAAGCUGAAUUCGAGAUCAUGUUUGGGGAGGGCGUUAGUAAAUUGGGUUGCAUUCUUGAUUGUGCUGAGCUGAUGGAAGUUGUUGCAAAGAAGGGUUCAUGGUAUAGUUACAAAGAUAUAAGACUGGGUCAAGGUAGAGAAAAGGCACUGCAGUAUCUCCGAGAGAAUCCAACCGUCUGCGAUGAGAUAGAAAAGGUAGUCCGAGCCAUGAUACCAGAAGGAACCAGGCAUAUGGCCAUGCUAGCUUUCGGGCAGUCGUCGUCGCAACCCGAGGAGGAGGAAGUAUAUGAUGACUGACGACGAACAUCAAGCCCCGAAGACGAACCGCUAACCCGUCUGUCUAGCAGCGCAAUUCCAGGAAUUUUGACCCCAUAGCGUCUAGCAUCAGAAUUGUAGCGGCUAAUAGUGGCCCUUCUUCGCCGAACCUAAGCGAACGUUUCAGUGGUACACCCUGUGUUCUUAGGAUUUUGAUAUGUUGGUUGUUUGCUGUAACAACAGCAACAAUGUACCACCAUCCACCAGUACUAAAAAGGGCUUGACCAGUUAAUCAUGGGAAAA